This is a messenger RNA of Erigeron canadensis, 937 nucleotides long. RefSeq names its product transcription factor MYB8-like. The record is from RefSeq and is a predicted model, not a curated record. Bases 74 to 847 code for a protein of 257 amino acids. The transcript is spliced from 2 exons. Lineage: Eukaryota; Viridiplantae; Streptophyta; Magnoliopsida; Asterales; Asteraceae.
AAAAAAAACUUUGCUCAUUUUUCAUUCCAUAUUUUCAUUAUUUCAUUAUAAUUCACACACAAAGAAAAAAAAGAUGGUGAGAUCACCUUGUUGUGAAAAAGACCAUACAAACAAAGGUGCAUGGACCAAAGAAGAGGAUGACCGUCUUGUUACAUACAUAAAUGCUCAUGGUGAAGGUUCUUGGAGGUCUUUACCCAAAUCAGCCGGUUUAAACCGUUGCGGUAAAAGUUGUAGGUUAAGGUGGAUUAAUUACCUUCGUCCUGAUCUUAAACGUGGAAAUUUUACCCCUCAAGAAGAUCAACUUAUUCUUAGCCUCCAUGCAGUUCUUGGUAACAAGUGGUCAAUGAUAGCAUCAAAGUUACCAGGAAGAACCGAUAACGAAAUAAAGAACUAUUGGAACACACAUAUAAAAAGAAAAUUGUCUCUCAACCAGCCUACCACUACAAACGUCGUAAACGCCAUCGAAGAGGCAAAAGUAGUACUAGAAUAUCCUACGCAAGUUAAAGAAUCGACAAACAGCGGUGGUGGUGGUGAUUUUAGUAGUAGUACUACUAGUGGAAUAUCGAAUGAGGAGUUUAUACCAAUGGUUAACAUGAAGAUGAAUGUGACACAACCUGAAAUUGAUCUCGAGCUUUCAAUUGGUUUGCCAAUUGUUCGUGAUCUGAAACCGGUGGUAACAGGGAAAAUGGCACCACCGGUUUCUACGUUUUCUUUGUAUAAAGAAAAGAUUAGUGAUGAGUGUGGGGGAAAUUUGAGAAUUAGUAGUGAUGAUCAUGGUUUGUUGUAUAACAAUGAGCAUAGUAUUAGUUUUGGUAGGUUUGACUUUUUGUCAAGUAGAUGGAGAUGAUGAUGAAGAUAAUGAUAGUAUUAUAAUUAUGUUAUUGUACUUAGCAAAUUAGCUAUUUUAUUAACUAUUAAGACAAUUUUUGUGCUUUUA